AUGGUGCCUGGGGAGCACCGCGCGUGGGGGGCGUACGAUGUGUUGCUCAAAGUCAUUGUGAUCGGCGAGUCGGGUACCGGAAAAAGCUGCCUCGUGCACCAUUUCGUCGAGAACGAGUUCCAGAGCCGCGCGACACAGACGAUCGGCGUCGCGUUUGCGAGUCGCAUCCUUUCGGUGGCCGGGAAGCAAGUCAAGCUUCAGCUGUGGGAUACUGCGGGUCAGGAGCGCUUCCGCUCAGUCACACGCAGCUACUACCGGGGCGCGGCGGUCGUCGUGCUCGUCUACGACAUCACUCAGUACGUCGCCACGCUCACCAGACGCUCGACCUUUGCGCAGAUACAGCGGUGGCUGGACGACGCACGCGCGCUUGCAUCGCCGCACGCAAUCGUCGUGCUCGUCGGCAACAAGCUCGAUCGCGAGGCCGAGGACCGCGAGGUGAGCUUCCUCGAGGCGAGCCAAUGGGCGAGCGAGCACCGCAUCCUCUUUACCGAGACCUCGUCGCUGAACGGCGAGAAUGUGCAGGUGCCGUUUGUGCUCGGCGCGCGCGCGGUGCUCCUCGCCAUCGAGUCGGGGCGCCUGAACCCCGAGCGGGCCGACUCGGGGAUCGCCUACGGCGAAGGGGCGGAGCGGCAGCACGUUAGCGAGUCGCCCUUUUCAUUCGCCGACUCGUCGCUGCACGACCACCGGAUACGGCUCGCGCCCUUCCGCCUCGACGGGCCCCGCACGAUGAGCCGCUGCUGCUGGCAGGCAUAA
Messenger RNA from Malassezia japonica, 753 nucleotides. RefSeq lists its product as uncharacterized. The coding region runs from base 1 to 753 and encodes 250 amino acids. Gene Ontology annotation, biological process: regulation of endocytosis; vesicle-mediated transport. Gene Ontology annotation, cellular component: plasma membrane; recycling endosome. The transcript has 4 exons. NCBI's taxonomy places the organism in Eukaryota, Fungi, Basidiomycota, Malasseziomycetes, Malasseziales, Malasseziaceae. Gene Ontology annotation, molecular function: GTPase activity; GTP binding. The record is from RefSeq and is a predicted model, not a curated record.